AGUGCACCAGGAACCCUUUGGAGGGUUUUGAGUAGAAGAGUAACAUGAUCCUGAUUGUGGUUAUGGAGAAGGUGGAGAUGCAUACUGCACAGCCUGCCCUCCCCGCAGAUACAAAAGCAGCUAGGGCCACCAUAGAUGUCAGACUUGCAUCACCUGUGCUGUCAUCCAUCAUAUCCAAAAAGCCAACUGCACAGCUAUCUCUAAUGCCGUCUGUGGGGACUGUCUGCCUAGGUGCCUUCCAGUUGAGCUUAAUGAAGGCAGAUGUACACACAGCCCCUCAGGAGGCCACACCUGUUGCAAUGAUGAGCAGUCUUCUGGUGUUUACCCUGGUCUUCCUGGGGCUCUUCUUCCUCUACUGCAAGCAAUUCUUCAACAGACAUUGCCAGCGUGGUGUACAAUAUAGUGAUUCAAAAAUUCCAUAUAUUGCUCAGUGCUCAUCAAGGUAACUAAUGAUAAAAUCAUUCUGAAUACCCAAGAAAUUGAACUGAGGACUGAGAGAACAAACUGCACAACGAGAGGCAGAGAAGAGGCCACAAUGAGGAAGGUAGGAAGUAGGGAGAAGUGGUUUGGGGGAGGAAUGGAUCUCAGGUACUGUGGAGGGGAGGGAGCCAUGGUCAUAAGGGAAGGCAAGAGAGAGAGAGGAGAGCACAUGGAUAUGCAUAAGGAGAACACUUCCCCAAUGCCAUUGGCUGGGGAAAAUAGAGGGGCUUGUUUUCAUGAGUUUUUGCAACCAGUGGGGCUCAAAGACUGAAGUUUUAGAGGUCUCCAGGAUUGGCUGGAAUACAGAACCUUAAGAUGCCUCCCUACACCUGGAAAAGAGGCAGGCAAAUGACCCUGGAGCAGACUGCACAAUCUGAGGAUUGCCUAAGGCACAUAGGGAGAGACAGUUGGAGCUCAUGUUUGAGAGGUAGUAUUACCUCUCUGGGGGCAAGACAGUCAGAAGCCAUUUCACUUCCCACAAAGAGACACCUGAUGAAGGUGGCUAACCCAGACACUGACUGUUUAAUGUGCUUUGCUCCAAAUCCCACUUCCCUACACUCUGACACAACUGCCCUUUUUAAUCAUAACUGCAUCAGUUCCACCAGGGUGAGACCAUUUUCCAGAGGACCAGCAUAGGUCCCAGCCACAACAGGUCACUGAAGUUUGGAAUUUUAAAAAUCAGCAGGCCUUGCUGGGGUAGAGCCUACGGUGCACUGCACUGUUUUAGGCAGGCCACUGACCCAGAGACAGUGUGAAAACAGUGAUCUGACAAAUACCUGUGACACAUGAGGGGAAGUUUUUUGUUCCUCUGUAAGUGCUUCACUGGCAGCAAAUAGAAUGAACUCCCCUCUAUAGGGACAAAGGAAAAGACUGGUGCUAUUUUCCUCCCCUGCCCCUCAGGAUAAACCAACAUCAGCAACAGUGCAGGACCAACACUGAUGGUCUAACUUGUUUACACCAAGUUCUGGCCCCUGCACCCUGCUGGUAUUGAUUUUCUUGAGCAAAUGUGUGUAAGGACCAGCACAGCAAAGACCUUCCCCAGAAAACUGGCACAAACCUCCACAGGCACCUCAUCUACUGAUCAUAGAGUUCUGCAAAGCUUCAGCUCUGGUGGAAAUAGGAUAAGGUCUCUUUUAACAAGCAAAACAGAGCACACCUAGUUAAAACUCACCACAUUCUGGCCAAAGCCCAAACACCCCAUACUUCAAGCAAGGAGACAUCUACAUAAGACUGACUUGAGGGAUAGAGCAGCCAAAACACAGGAGCAGAAUUCACGCAGCGGCAUACACCAGAGACACUUCCUGAGACAGUAAGCCCUGGACAUUAUAUGAUCUCUUCUUCAUAAAGCCAUUACUCUCAGGAGCAUGUAACAUAACAGGUUUCUCUAACAAAGAGAAGAAUACAGAGAUCUAGACAAAAUGCCAGAAUGGAGGAAUUCAUCCCCCAAAAAAGAACAAGUUCAUUGCCAGAGAUCUAAUCAAAGCAGAUAUAAGUAAUAUGAGUUAUACAGAAACUAAAGCAACAAUCAGAAAGGUAGUAGCCAGGCUAAAAAAAAAAAAAAAAAAAAAACAGACUGAAAUGAAAAGUACAAUAACCGAGAUUUGAAACUGACAGGUUGUAAUGACCACAAGGAUUGAUGAAACAGAGGAACAAAUAAGUCAUAUAGAAGAUAGAAUUAUGGAAAAUAAUGAAGCUGAAGAAACAAAAGAAAGACAAAUUUUGUAUCAUUAAAGUAGACUAAGGGAACUCAGUAACUCCAUGUUACAUAAUAACAUUUGUAUCAUAGGAGUCCCAGAGGAAGAGAGAGAAAAGGGGCAGAAGGCUUAAUUAAGGAAAUUAUAGCUGAAAAUUUCCCUAGUCUGGGGAAGGAAAUAGACAUCCAGAUCCAGGAGGCAAAACCUUAAAUAUGAGACAGGAAACCAUAAAAAUCCUAGAGAAGAACACAGGCAGUAGUUUCUUUGACAUCAGUCUUUGCAACUUUUUACUAGAUAUGUCUCCUGAGGCAAGGAAAACAGCAAAUAUAAACUAUUGGUACUUCAUCAAGAUAAAAAGCUUCUGCACAGUGAAGAAAGCAAACAGGAAAAUUAAAAGGCAACAUUCAGAAUGAGAGAACAUAUUUGCAAAUGACAUAUCUGAUAAAGGAUUAGUAUCCAAAAUAAGGAACUUAUCAAACUCAAAACCCAAACAGGAAAUAAACCAUAUAAAACAUGGGCAGAAGACAUGAAUAGAUAUUUAACAAAGAAGACAUCUAGAUUGCUAACAGACACAUGAAAAUAUGCUCAACAUCACUCAUCAUCAGGGAAAUAUAUGUCAAAACUACAAUGAAAUAUCUCCUCACAACAGUCAGAAUGGUAAAAUUAACAACACAGGAAACAGCAGUUGUUAUUGAGGAUGUGGAGAAAGGGGGACUCUCUUAUACUGUUGUUGGAAAUGCAAACUGGUACAGCCACUCCAGAAAACAGCAUGGAGGAUAUUUAAAAAAUUUAAAAAUAGAAAGGCCCUACAAUCCAGCAUUUGCACUACUAGUUAUUUACCCAAAGGUUACAAAAAUACUGAUUGGAAGGGGCACAUGCACCCCAAUGUUUAUAAGAAGCAUUAUCAACAGUAGCCAAAUUAUGGAAAGAACCCAAAUGCCCAUUGACUGAUGAAUUCAUAAAGAAAUGUGUCAUUCUAACAAUAUUUGUCCUUCUAAUUAAUGAGCAUGCAAUAUUUUCCCAUUUCUUUGUGUCUUCUUCGAUUUCUUUUAUAAGCAUUCUAUAGUUUUCAGAGUACAGAUGUUUUACUCCUUAGUUAUGUUUAUUCCUCAGUAUCUUAUGGUUUUUGUUGCAAUUGUAAAUGGGAUAGAUUCCUUGAUUCCUCUUUCUGCUACUUCAUAAUUGGUGUAUAGAUAUGCAACUGAUUUCUGUACGUUGAUUUGAUAUCCUGGGUCUUUGCUAAAUUCUUGUAUCAGUUCUAACAAUUUUUUUGGUGUAGUCUUUCAGGUUUUCCAUGUAGCAUAUCAUGUCAUCCGUGAAGAGUGGAAAUUUGACUUCCUCUUUGCCAAUUCAUAUGCCUUUUAUUUAUUUUUCUUCUCUGAUUGCUUAAGGUAGAACUUCCAGUACUAUGUUAAAUAACAAUGUUGAGAGUGGACAUCACUGUUGUAUUACUAAUCUCAGGGGGAAAGCUCUUGAUUUUUCCAGUUGAGGAUAUUAGCUCUGGGUCUUUUGUAUAUCGCCUUUAUAAUGUCGAGGUAUGUUCCUUUUAUCCCUACUUUCUUGAGAGUUUUUAUUCAAGAAAGGAUGCUGUAUUUUGUCAAAUGCAUUUCCUGCAUAUAUUUAGAGGAUCAUAAGGUUCUUAUCCUUUAUCUUAUUCAUGAGGUAUAUCACGUUGAUUGAUUUGUAGAUAUUGAACCACCUCUGUAGCCCAGGUAUAAAUCCCACUUGAUCAUGAUAAAUAAUUUUUUUUUAUUUGUUGUUGGAUUCAAUUUGCUAAUAUCUUGUUGGAAAACUUUACAUACAUGUUCAGCAGGGAAAUUAAUCUGUAAUUUUCCUUUUUA
Molecule: messenger RNA, 4015 nt
Organism: Panthera uncia (snow leopard)
Lineage: Eukaryota; Metazoa; Chordata; Mammalia; Carnivora; Felidae
Gene: EDA2R
Product: ectodysplasin A2 receptor
Source: RefSeq, a predicted model, not a curated record